GGGUGUCGCUUCCUCUCUGGUAAAUAUACAUCUUUGUGUGGCUGUCUGACUCCGUUCAGCCAUUUUGGGUAAGGUUGUUCAACGACGAGUUACUAGCUAACACACCGGGCCGAAGACUUCAAGAAACUGAACAAAAGCCGUUUUUACAAACAAAACAUCGUUCAAUAUGGGUCCACCAGGAGACAACCCCCGUCGUGUGUCCUCUGCAAGAACGGAGGAUUUAAGUUGGUUUGUCAAUUUAUCUUGACAUGGCGUGCAGGGUGGUUGUGACGACUGAAGAAACGCACGAAAGACAAGCGCAGAUAGCUAGUUAAUACCUCAUUCAGCGGGGUGGAAAGAUUUUGACUGCGUUUGUUGUUGGCUGUAGAAAUCAAGUUGGUUCUCCCGACGAAUCCUAAAACAUCAUGAUGAUAUUUAAGGACAUUUAAAAUGACAGGAGACAACAGUUAGCCAGUCAAUCGUACGUCAUUCGACAUUAAAAUAGUAAGCCAGACAGAACUCGGCGGAAAUGUAAAAAACGAAAGAUGACUGUCAGCUGGCUAGCUAACCCGCACGACAUAGACCUCAAUUACGCCAAGUAACAAACAUAUGAUGUAGGUAGCUAGUUUGUCCACUAACUAGUUAGUGUUUUUAGUGUAUGCAGCUUAGCUGGCUCACGUUAGCUAGUCAGCUAAAAUACUCCCGUCACUAUGAGUAUCGACAAUGGAAGUAAACAAGGCCGCGGGCCAGUUCAAUGGCGGUAAAGCCCCGAGAUGUCAAGCUACUCGGUUAACUUCAAUGUUGUAACCUCAACCUGGUCCCAACAUCCACGUUUACUUUCCGUGAUGGUUGUCUGUACCCCCCAGUCUGUCAGCAGCACACUCAUAACGCAGUCUCUUGAGAUAAAUUAAACACAGUCAUGGACGAAGCUUUGAGUUUGAGAAGACAGACGGUAGAAUUGUCUGCUUGCUAAUUUUGCGUAGGAGCCUUCUGUGUCACCCUGUGAGAAGUCGUGUCGGUAUGGGUUUUGGAAAUAGCUAUCCUUUCUGUUAGUGGUUGUUGUCAGUAAAGAAAAGGUGCACCUAAAUUUCGAUUUGUUACUGUUGUCACUAGGCCAAUGAUGUGUUGAAUUAAAAUUUGCUUUGGCCUGUAUUCGACUGUCAUGCUUUUAAUCACAUGACCUCUUGAGUAAUUAAUCAAACAAAUGUAGUAUUGAUGAAAGUAUUGAUUAAGAACCCCCCUCCUGCGCAUAUUUCCAUUUUAAAUAAAUACGAAUGACAUAGCUUGAUAUUGAAUUAGUUUCCUCUUUCAGUUAGUAGGGAUUUCAAAAGGUAUAGUGUAGAAUAAUUGGAUCUCGUUUCUGUAAGGGGUAGCUAGCUAGCCACAUCUCAAAAGGAUAGUCAAAAUAUUCUGUAAAAGAGAAGACACUAACAUCAAAAUCUAAUAAUGGGGGACCCAAUCUCGAGAAGAAACCAAAUUAGGAAUCGACUCCGUGCUCAGAUUCAGAAGAAAAGGGAAUCUUUGGCUGACCAGUUUGACUUCAAGAUCUACAUAGCCUUUGUGUUCAAAGACAAGAAGAAGAAGUCUGCACUGUUCGAGGUAGCCGAAGUGGUACCAGUGAUGACCAACAACUAUGAAGAGACUAUCCUGAAAGGUGUGCAGGAGUCCACGUACUCCCUCCAGAGUUCCAUAGAACUUCUGCAAAAAGAUGUUGUGCAGUUGCACGCCCCACGUUACCAAUCAAUGCGCAGGGAUGUCAUAGGGUGCACCCAGGAGAUGGACUUCAUCCUGUGGCCGCGCAACGACAUAGAGGAGAUAGUCUGUCUCCUGUUCUCCAGAUGGAAGGGGGCCGAGGACGAACCCUUCAGGCCUGUUCAGGCCAAGUUUGAGUUUCAUCACGGAGACUACGAGAAGCAGUUGAUGCAUGCUGUCGGCCGGAGGGACAAGGCUGGAAUGGUUCUGAACAACCCCACUCAGUCGGUCUUCCUCUUUAUGGACCGACAGCACUUACAGACUCCUAAAACCAAGGCCACAGUUUUCAAGUUGUGCAGCCUUUGCCUCUACCUGCCCCAGGACCAGCUAACGUGCUGGGGCGUUGGCGACAUCGAGGACCAUCUCCGCCCGUACAUGCCUGACUAGGGCCAGCCUGCCUCCAUGGCUUCCACCCACAACACAGAAGACUAACCCCCCCCAAGCCACUGAAGCAAGUUCACCUCUCUCAUCCACCACACAUUCUUCCUUCCAUUGAAUAGAAUUGAACUUGUGCUUGGAUCUCCUGUCCUUUUUGUUAAUUCAUUCGUUUCCAUCCUGAAGCUAAUUUUUAAAAAUCCCAUAUUAGUUUUUCCUUACCAAGCUUCUUCCUCCUAGCUCUGCUCCACCAGUUUGGGAUUGGUUGUCCCUUUAUCCUCACCCAUUUCUCCAUCCAUCUUUCUGUUUAUUUUUUAACCUGCACGAACAUUGAUUUGAGUGGUAGGUUAUUCCCCUGGAGCUGCACUGUCAACGACACAGACGAAUCCAGUCAUUUGAAGGCACCAUUUUAUGUUGCUACCAAGCAAGAACGAAGCCACACAGGUUUUCAUGACGUUCACAAGGGUCCUCCGUCUCUGCCGGACACAUUAAUGUCCAACCCAUGUCAUAAGAUUGUAAACGCUUCUUCUGUCAUUUCAAAGAUGGGUUAAAGAAGAAAAGAUGCCCAUGGGGGGGGGAUUUCUAGAACAACUAGGUACAAUCUAUGAUGACCGGUCAGCCUAGGUGGGGUUGAAACGUCUCCUGUAAAGAUAAAGGUGAACAGUAUUUCAACAUCAGGUAUUUACAUCUUUGUGUUCCUUUUAAGCCUCCUUCCUUUGAAGCUGGGCGUUUUUUGAUUUGGGCUGUCACUUGCUUUCCUGUGAAAUAUGCCAGGUAGACCAUUGGUAAGAUCUGGAGUAUAGAUGAUAACUGAUGGGAGGGACCAUUGGUAAGAUCUGGAGUGUAGAUGAACUGAUGGGAGGGACCAUUGGUAAGAUCUGGAGUAUAGAUGAACUGAUGGGAGGGACCAUUGGUAAGAUCUGGAGUAUAGAUGAGAACUGAUGGGAGAGACCAUUGGUAAGAUCUGGAGUAUAGAUGAACUGAUGGGAGGGACCAUUGGUAAGAUCUGGAGUAUAGAUGAACUGAUGGGAGGGACCAUUGGUAAGAUCUGGAGUAUAGAUGAUAACUGAUGGGAGGGACCAUUGGUAAGAUCUGGAGUGUAGAUGAGAACUUUUGCUAGGGACCAUUGGUAAGAUCUGGAGUAUAGAUGAGAACUGAUGGGAGGGACCAUUGGUAAGAUCUGGAGUAUAGAUGAACUGAUGGGAGGGACCAUUGGUAAGAUCUGGAGUGUAGAUGAGAACUUUUGCUAGGGACCAUUGGUAAGAUCUGGAGUAUAGAUGAACUGAUGGGAGGGACCAUUGGCAAGAUCUGGAGUAUAGAUGAACUGAUGGGAGGGACCAUUGGUAAGAUCUGGAGUAUAGAUGAGAACUGAUGGGAGGGACCAUUGGUAAGAUCUGGAGUAUAGAUGAACUGAUGGGAGGGACCAUUGGUAAGAUCUGGAGUAUAGAUGAGAACUGAUGGGAGGGACCAUUGGUAAGAUCUGGAGUAUAGAUGAACUGAUGGGAGGGAAUUGUGCCACAGUGUUGUGAGUCUCAUGGUGCGGACAGACAGUGUCGAUGUUGAUUAGAUUCUGACACUUGUUACCACGAAAGCCAUUCAAGCUACUGAAAUCUGAUGUUGAACUAAUGUUAAAAAGCUAAUGUACCUAACAAUGGAACAGGUUGUUUGAGUUGAAAUUUUAUGUGAGCGCCAGAUUUAUAUUCCUUAAUUUGACAGGCAACAGUAUCCUAAGAGUACUAAUUGUUGCAGUGCUUAUAAAAUAUAAAAUGGGUGUUUUUUUGCAAGCUUGCUUUUCUGGGGAGAAAUAAGGCACAGUCAGUACAUUUAGGUUUUUCUUUGAUUCAAUAUGUUGGGCUGAAGGCAGGUCAAUAUGUUUUGAAAUGAAUCUAAAAAAAAUCAACACUGCUGAACAUAUCCCAAUACAGUGCAAACUUAAAGUA
Molecule: messenger RNA, 4046 nt
Organism: Coregonus clupeaformis (lake whitefish)
Lineage: Eukaryota; Metazoa; Chordata; Actinopteri; Salmoniformes; Salmonidae
Exons: 5
Coding region: 1426-2118 (230 amino acids)
Source: RefSeq, a predicted model, not a curated record